AUGUUGGGUGUAUUUGCAGUGGCGAGUCCGCCGGGCGGCGCGGGCGCAGCGCGCGAGGAGGCGCCCCGCCCGCCGCCGCCGCCCGCCCCGCGCAACGGCUCUCCCAAACAAGGUGCCCUCACAAUAGUCCGUCGGUCGUCCAGCCGCGGCAAGACAGAGACCUCGCCGCCGACCGACGAGCAGCUGGACCAGCUGGACCUAGACACUGAGCACUUGCCCGCCGUCGACACGCCCGACGCAUGCGAUAAGGCCGCACUCAGAUUACGCUAUCUCCUUAGACAAUUAAACAGAGGUGAAAUCCCAGCAGAAACAUUACAAAAGAACCUACAAUAUGCAGCGAAAGUACUUGAAGCCGUCUACAUCGAUGAGACCAAGGAUAGGAGAGACUCCGAGCAGCCGCGCGUCCAGCCAGCGGCUCUUCACAUGAGGCGUCUCCGCACACCGUGCUGGGCGAGAUGUUCAGUAGACAGACCGAACGAAGCAAAACCGGCCGUGGCGCGACAGCAAUCGGCGCCGACCCUGGUGUUUAGGUGUGUCGAUGUUACCACGAGACUGGCUGAUGAAGACGAUGAGUUAUCGGAAGUACAACCAGAUGCAGUGCCUCCAGAAGUGCGGGAAUGGCUGGCUUCCACCUUCACAAGGCAGCUGGCGACGGCAAAGCGGAAGUCAGAUGAGAAGCCGAAGUUCAGAUCAGUUGCGCACGCGAUCCGAGCGGGGAUAUUCGUGGACAGGAUCUACAGGAGAGUCACGAGCACAGCGCUUAUGCAGUUCCCUCAAGAUGUCGUUAGAGUUCUUAAAACACUAGACGAAUGGUCAUUUGACGUGUUCGCCCUGCACGAGGCAUCGGCUGGACAGCCGGUCAAAUAUUUAGGAUACGAGCUACUCAACAGAUAUGGAAUGAUACACAAAUUCAAGGUGCCGCCGACGAUUCUCGAGAACUUUCUGAGUCGGAUAGAAGAAGGCUACUGCAAGUUCCACAACCCCUACCACAAUAAUCUCCACGCUGCUGAUGUGUCGCAAACCGUACAUUAUAUGCUGUGCCAAACUGGACUCAUGAACUGGCUGUCUGACCUGGAGAUCUUCGCAACGCUGGUAGCGGCGGUCGUCCACGACUUCGAGCACACAGGCACUACGAACAACUUCCACGUGAUGUCAGGCUCUGAUACCGCUCUGCUCUACAAUGAUAGAGCUGUACUCGAGAAUCAUCACAUAAGCGCUGCUUUUAGGUUAAUACGUGACGAAGACUGCAACAUACUCCAGAACCUAUCCCGGGACGAGUUCCGAGAGUUCCGCACCCUCGUCAUCGACAUGGUGCUGGCUACGGAUAUGUCCUUCCACUUCCAGCAGCUGAAAAAUAUGAGAUCAUUGUUGUCUCUCGCGGAACCAGGAAUUGACAAGUCCAAAGCCGCGUCAUUGGUGCUGCAUUGCUGUGAUAUAUCACAUCCAGCAAAGAGAUGGGAUCUCCACCAUAGAUGGACAAUGAGUCUGCUAGAUGAAUUCUUCCUCCAAGGUGACAAAGAGAGAGAAUUAGGACUUCCAUUCAGUCCACUCUGUGACAGAAACAACACCCUGGUGGCGGAAUCUCAGAUCGGAUUCAUAGACUUCAUCGUGGAGCCCAGUAUGGGAGUUUGUGCUGACAUGUUGGAGUGCAUACUGGGACCCUUGCAUUCGAGCUCGAAGAAUUCAACAAGCACUUCUGGUCAAGAACCUAUCAAUGAAGAGAGCACAGGUGCUGAAACGCACAAAAAAUUCAAAAUCAAGAAACCCUGGGUAGCCUGCUUGACGGAUAACAAGAAGAUAUGGAAGGAGCAAGCUGCAAAAGACGCCGAAGCUCGGGCCAAGUUGGAAGAGGAGGAGACGAACGGUUCCUCACCUCCAACGGAAGAAUAAUAUUUAGCCACAUUUGUAAAUACCGUGAGGACUAGUUGCUACAAUAUGUUUCAGACGUUGAUGAAAAAAGGCUAAGCAAAGCCUGGCUAUGAACUUUUCGCUAUGACCGCUAGCGGCGCGGUGCGGCGAGCGGCAAAGACUUAAUGUAAAGCUCAAAGACGAUAAAUAUGCGUCCAUAAGACGACAGGUUUUGCCGUCAGUGUUGUUAAUAGCUUUGACGUCUUUGGCUUAGCCUAGUCUCGUGAAUUCUGUGAAUCAUGAGUGAUGAACACAGUAACUACCCAAAUGUUUGUUAUACAUAAACGUCAGUCAUCGCAUUAGACGAGUAGUUUAUCAGUCAGUCAAAGCAGUGACUGUGGCAACAUAGACCCAAACCCUUUCGUUUAAUCACUAAUGGAUGCCUAUGAAACAACAUCAGGCUGCUGCCGGCAUUCGCGCCACUCAUUUCAUAGGGUACUUUAUACUCGCCUAUGUACGAGUACGUACCUGUAUUUUUUUAAUGAGGCAACCGCGCGCCGCUUCGCUCACCGCUAGACUAAAAGCCGUGCGUAUUCGCUUAGCGCUAAUAUUGUGUUGUUUGCACAAUUUAAGGUCUGAAGACUGUUUCUUCUUUAAGUGGGUCAACUCUCAAAUAGAGUUGAGAGUUUAAGCAUAACUACAGAAUUCUAAAUAUAUAAAGGAAAUGGUAUUUGCUAUCAUAAUAAUAUUAUAUCGAAAUAGUAUGUCGCCGAUUUUCAGCCACCUAAAUAUAAAGCACGAAAGCACAUUAUAAUAUCUCUAGUAUCCAAAUCAACAAAAUUCAAUAUGCGAAUACAUCGUUUUUCAUGCAGUAUUGUUUCAUUAAACAAUUGCGGAGUGUCUCACUCACUGUCUUUUGCCACUUUCUAUUUUGAAUUCUGUGGGUAUGUAAAUUAGAACGGACUGACAAAAAAAUAAAAAGGAGAAACAGAAUAUCGUGAGAAACCUUAAUAAAUUAAGCACAAUAUAAGCCUGAUGUAUAAAUUCUCUAUGUGGAAGACAACGUAGUGAGUUUUAUUCGAAGAGGCGAUGCACCGUGGAUCGGUAACGCCUGUAGUGUAAAUAUUAAGUAGCUUUUAACUUAUUCUUUGCUGUUAGUUUCAGUUAAGUACAACUUCGAGCAGGUCUCGAAUAUUAAUAUAGUACAUUUAUUACUUUGUAAGUAGAGUUUAGUCUUAUUGUUUUAUAUAUAUUUGUUUGUCAUCUUCUUAUUUUGCUAUUAAACUGUAAUGUUUUGUGAUUAACAUAAUAUUUCUUAUUAUUUCAAUUUACUUAUUCAAAUUUAAGAUUUACGAACUCUUAAAUUUUGAUUGGAUCAAAAUAUUCCAUUCCGGUUCAUUCCAACACUAAACUGGCGUCGUUCACACGUUGUUUUUAACCUUUAAGGCUGCGGAUACACCUGUAAGUUUUACUCACGUAAGUAACUUACAUGAUUAACUUACGACAAAUUUACCUAAUAAUGUGAACAAAUUUAUAAGUACCUACCUACAUUUCCAUUUAUACAUUUUUUGUCAAUUUAUUACGUAAGCUAGGUACUUACGUGAGUUAAAUUGACAUGUGUAACCGUGGCCUUACAGACUGAACUCAGUAAUGCCUACCCACUGUACUGAAAUUGAGGCGUCUUUUGUUUAUAAAUACAUAUAUAAUACCUAAUAAGUAUGAUGGCUCAACUCACGCGUUUGUUGGAGUAUGCCAUUAAUCAAUGCACAUCUGCUAGUUGCACGGGCUGCUCACGCAAGGCAUACGUGUUUAUACUGAAUAAGGGCCGGGGCACAUAUGGCGGAGCGCAGCGCAGAGCAUUUUUCACAGUCAAAAUAUUA
This is a messenger RNA of Maniola jurtina (meadow brown), 3728 nucleotides long. It is a transcript of the gene Pde1c, whose product is annotated as calcium/calmodulin-dependent 3',5'-cyclic nucleotide phosphodiesterase 1. The record is from RefSeq and is a predicted model, not a curated record. Bases 1 to 1890 code for a protein of 629 amino acids. Gene Ontology annotation, molecular function: 3',5'-cyclic-AMP phosphodiesterase activity. Gene Ontology annotation, biological process: signal transduction. The transcript is spliced from 13 exons. Lineage: Eukaryota; Metazoa; Arthropoda; Insecta; Lepidoptera; Nymphalidae.